UCAACGGUCACACUGAAGCAUUGAACAGCAACAAUUGCAUUGCGUAGAAAAAUAAAAAAGACCGUUUGACUAAUUCAACGCAAUAAUUUGUAUUAAUAAAAUCCAGAAUACGCGCCAAUAAAAGACAACAAUCCGAUACAAGCAAAUAAAAAUAAUUGUAUAAAUAUAUAAUUGUGUCACCUGUGCGUCGUUUUUUGUUCUGUGUGUGUGCCUUGGUGCGUUUGCUUUGUUCAUCUGUAGGAGAGCCUCAGUUGAGUUAGUGUUGGUUUGAGUGACUGACCGUGUGUGUGAGUGCGAGUCAGUGUGCGUGCGUGUGUUGUGUGUGCGUUUGUGCGCGUGCCGUAACGUGAAAUGGCAAAGAAAACUUACGAUUUGCUUUUUAAACUCUUAUUAAUUGGAGAUUCGGGCGUUGGAAAAACCUGUAUACUCUUCCGAUUCUCGGAUGAUGCCUUCACAUCCACAUUUAUAUCAACCAUAGGAAUUGAUUUCAAAAUCAAAACAGUCGAACUCAGGGGCAAAAAGAUCAAACUACAAAUAUGGGACACUGCCGGCCAGGAGAGAUUUCACACAAUCACCACAUCCUAUUAUCGUGGCGCAAUGGGGAUAAUGCUCGUCUAUGACAUAACGAAUGAGAAAAGUUUCGAGAAUAUCGUUAAAUGGCUGCGGAAUAUAGACGAGCAUGCAAAUGAGGAUGUGGAGAAGAUGAUAUUGGGCAACAAGUGCGAUAUGUCGGACAAGCGAGUGGUCAGCAAAGAGCGCGGCGAAGCGAUUGCACGGGAACAUGGCAUUCGGUUUAUGGAAACAUCCGCCAAAUCAAAUACAAACAUCGAGGGCGCAUUUUGUGAGCUUGCCGAGGCCAUAUUAGAUAAAACAUCUGGACGCGAAUCGGCCGAGAAUACCGAGCGUGUCGUCAUUGAUCGCGGCAAUGGCGACAAGGCGCCGGGCUACAACAAGUGUUGUGCGUAAUGCGGUUCUAUGACACUUGCCUAGUUUCAACGUUCGCGGUUGGUUUUGUGAUCUACAUUACAUGCAUAUACACACACACACAUAUACACAUAAAUAAGUGCAAGCAAACACACACACACAUAUACACACACAUACAUAUAUAUACAUAUAUAACAAACUUGGCAAAACCUAGCGCUUUUCGGUGUAUCUAUUUUGUGUUGUUUUUUUUCUUUGUACGUUUUUGCUAAUAGUGAUCGUUGUUGUAUGCUGCGUGUACUGCGUUUUCGACCAGGUGGCAACGUCGCCACCCACCCCCGGCCAAUUGCAAUUUGCAAUCGAUCUGCUUGCUGUCUCGCUCUAACCAACACGACUUCAAAACUAACCAAGUGUCAUAGCCGUCAGUCACAGUCAGUGUGAAAAACUGCAUCAACCAGCUAAGCAAUAAAUUUAGGCAAACACACAUAUGUAAAACAAAUACACACACACACACACGAGCGCGGGGCGAGAGCAGAAAAACAACCUACCUAAAGUUUAAUAUAUACACAUAUACUCUAUAUAAAUAUAUAUUAUAAUAUUGUAUACUGUGUAAUUUGGAGUAAAUUUACAACAAGAAAGAAAACAAGAACAAAACAUAGAACACAAGUGUUGGAAAACGCACAACCCAAACAAAAACAAAAACCAAAACAGAACCGCAACGAAACGAAUUGAAUAGUAGAAGAAGAAGCAGCAAAAAAAAAGUGGAAAGUGUUUUUUUUGCUGUUGCAUUUUGCAACUGGAACGGAAACGGAAAUGGAAAUAAAUGAUCGAAAGAAACACACACAUUUGUAUUUGUAUAUGGUUAAUAUUGUAAUACCACGAAAUGAAAACAAAGCUUAAACUUUAACUGAAACUAAAGAAGAGAGAAAACCAAUUAAAUAUUAAUGUAUGUGUAUCGUUUUUAGCCUCACUUUCGGAGAGAUCACUUAAGUGUGUAUGCAUGUGUGUGUGUGUGUGUAGAACUGUAACUGUAACUUUGUAACUAAUGUUUUUUCUAAUGCAAAACUUUUUAAAUGCGAUCAGCAAUUUUUAUACGCUCUCCUCUCCUCCCCCAAAUAAAGAAAUAAAUACUUGGGGAAAAAAGAAAAAAAAACAACACGCGCAUUAGGC
This is a messenger RNA of Drosophila nasuta, 2091 nucleotides long. RefSeq names its product RAS oncogene family member Rab10 (gene Rab10). The record is from RefSeq and is a predicted model, not a curated record. Bases 352 to 966 code for a protein of 204 amino acids. Gene Ontology annotation, molecular function: GTP binding; GTPase activity. The transcript has 4 exons. Lineage: Eukaryota; Metazoa; Arthropoda; Insecta; Diptera; Drosophilidae.